AUGCUUCAGCGUUUUAUGGAAUACACGUACAUUAAUUUAAAGAAUAUCCACGGGUACAAGAGGGCGUAUGAACAGUACUCAGAGUUCCUUCGCCAACAAUAUCCUCAUUUAUCCAUAGUUGGUGGCAACUAUCCUCCUCCAUUAAUAAAUCAGUAUAUAGCAAGCUUUCUUAGUGUCAGCAAAAUGAUGCUGGUUUUAUUGAUCAUAUUUGGGGAAAGAAUUCAGCUUUUUGAAUCACUAAAUAUGCAGCCACCAGAUAUUUACCUUUGGACCCAGGAAAACAAGAUGUAUGCCAUUAUAUUGAUUUUCUUCCUGUCAAAUGCUGUUGAGGGACAGCUAACGUCAACAGGUGCUUUUGAAAUAGAGCUCAACGAGAUUCCAAUUUGGUCAAAAUUAGAAUCUGGUCGCCUACCCCACCAACAAGAACUUAUUCAAAUUAUUAAUCAGCAACUCCAAUUCAGGAGUUAAUGGAAUAGGAAAAGUGUGUAGAAUGCUUUGGCUACGGCAUAAGAUAUGUUGGUGAAUUCUGAAUGAUAAUGAAAGUUUAUGCCGAAACAAGCGUCAAGCUGGAGGCCUGAACUGGAUGCACCUCGUGACGAAUUUUCUGGAUUAACUACUGCCGUACUCACUUGCACUUAUAAUAAAUCAAAAGAAUCAAACUUUACUAUUAAUGUCAAAACUUAAUUUAUUUAUAAAAUGUAAACUAGACUUUUCGAUUAUUAUUUUAUUGGUUUUUCGUGAAA
Xenia sp. Carnegie-2017 is the source of this 743-nucleotide messenger RNA. RefSeq names its product thioredoxin reductase-like selenoprotein T. NCBI's taxonomy places the organism in Eukaryota, Metazoa, Cnidaria, Anthozoa, Malacalcyonacea, Xeniidae. Gene Ontology annotation, biological process: cell redox homeostasis. The transcript is spliced from 5 exons. Gene Ontology annotation, molecular function: thioredoxin-disulfide reductase (NADPH) activity. Gene Ontology annotation, cellular component: endoplasmic reticulum membrane. The record is from RefSeq and is a predicted model, not a curated record. The coding region runs from base 1 to 468 and encodes 155 amino acids.